Haliotis rubra (blacklip abalone) is the source of this 1479-nucleotide messenger RNA. RefSeq lists its product as uncharacterized. The transcript has 3 exons. NCBI's taxonomy places the organism in Eukaryota, Metazoa, Mollusca, Gastropoda, Lepetellida, Haliotidae. The coding region runs from base 61 to 1281 and encodes 406 amino acids. The record is from RefSeq and is a predicted model, not a curated record.
UCGAGAUUUCUAUGAGAUAGCUGUUGUUAAGAAGAGUUGGCUGUACUCGAAAAAAUAAAUAUGGUAUUGCCAGUCCAGAAGAAAUACGUAUUAGUUGCCGUGACAGUUCCUAUAUUCGUUGCAUGUGUACUUCUGUACAAUACAGAUCAUUUCACUCUUGUCCCGUUGCUGACUAAUUCUGGGGACAUCCUGGUCGGACCGUGUCCGAGCGUUCUGGACAAUAUGAUGAUAGGAGCAUGGAGCACGCGCACCCUAACUCCGACAGAGCAGAAGGAAAUCGACGCCUUCCUCAUGAAUGGGUUGUUCUUUAUUGACCCACGGCAUGGUGUUCAGAAACCUGAUGGUACUUGCGGAAACGUCACAUACUAUCCUUGGAUGUCUAAGGAACCAAACUCAAGAUGGUUCCGAGUACUCUGUGAUCCCAAGGGCCCAUCGCCUUGUUGUUAUAAGAACAUGUGUCAAGCCAAGACAACUGUGGAGUGUAGAUGUGACGAAUGUUUUGACCUGAGACAACAGAUACAUGCUGAAUAUUCCCUCUGGCGACCGCUGGAUCCCAGGUGUAACAUUAAAACUUUCACGUCCAUGUCAGCGUGUGAAUUACUGCAAGGUGGUACUGUACAUUUGUACGGCGACUCUUUGGUGAGACAAUUGUUCUUGGCACUUGUCAUUAUACUGAAGAAUGACUUUGAGACAGGAGGACUCCUACCUAACGCUCCACAAGCUGUGAAGGACUCCUGUCGCGGGAUGUAUGUGUUCCCCACCAAGAACUGCCGGGAGUACCUUGACUACAACCCCUAUGUGUGCGGGGGGUCGGUACAGCUCAAGUUCCACCAUGCUGCCCAUAGUCCGGACAUCCAGUCCAUGCUGAAGGUUGCCUCGCCCCUUGCAGGAGUGAACCGAUCAAUCAUACUAUUCGGCUGUGGGGUCUGGCAACACUUCGAUAUACAGGAGACCACCAAAUUUGCCUUGACUUUGACAAACAUGUUUCGACUGUUAUCGUCCAAAUCAGAAUGGCCUAAGCUGGUGUGGGCGGGAUUUCAUUACCUUGGCCUGUGGCGUCAUGCACUUGUUCCAACGGUUAACAAUGCGUAUGUUGCGUACUUUAACCAGUACAUGAAGCAGAUUCUAGCCCCUCUGAAGGUAUCCAUGUUUGAUACGGUCAACAUCACGAAAGGCGUGCGUAGCGUGGACGGAACACACUAUGGACCGGGGAUAAAUUUCCUGAAGGCUCAGAUAUACCUCAAUUAUAUUGAGGAGCUUCAACGCAAGGGUGACUGGUGAAGAUACGCCCAAGUUCGCAAAGAAAGAAUUGUGUAUAACAUGUACACACAUAAAUAAAGACUGAUUAACAACUGAUGGCUUGCAUUGUAACUGUAUGGGUCGAUGGACAAACUCCAUUGGUGGUCGUGUACAGUAAAAUAUAUUUAUUUCCUGUACAUCGAAACGAACAUAAACAACCAGUUUAAAUUUGAUGAAAGA